AUGUAUUUCCUCCUCGUUAUCGUGGUUUCUUGCCUGCUGGCUGAGUCGAAGACUGCGCUCGCUGCACCAGACAUCAGAGGACGUGACCUGGGGGCAGCUGGCGCCAGAGACAGAGCAUUUCAUGAAUCCGCCCGGCACGAAAGUUUUGCGAGACACGCCUCGAGGCUCCUGCCUCGACAGACGGCCCCUCUUCCUGUAACGACAGUUGCCGAGUGCGACACAUACGACGGUUUCUUUUAUAUCACCCCUGGGAAUUACACCUGGCAGCUGCAAUGCACGACGAACUACGAUGGAAGCAUCAUUUCUCAGAGCGAUGCUGCCAGUUUGGCCGCCUGCAUCGACGCCUGCGUCCAGUACAAUGCUGCCACAACGUCAGGGGCCUGCCUGGGCGUCAACUUCAACGCCGCGAACCACGCAGCUGCAGGACUGUGCACGCAGUAUUCGGAUGUACAAGAUCUGCUCCUCGCGAGUGAGGAAGGAAAUGUACAGGACUCUGCGCUGUUGAUACUUGGUCCGAACGGACAGAUUUUUGCAACACCGCAGCCGGAGCCGACUUUCUCUGGAGCGCCCAGUCAGCCACCAUCUGUGGACCCGGUCCCGACAUUGACCACAAGCACGUUAGAUGUCACCUCGAUAGCACAGCCUUCAGUCACUACAACACAGUCGACGAGCAGUGGAGCCGAAGGGCCCACUACGACCACCACGACAAUAGUUACCAGCACCAUGCUCGUCGUUUCCUGCCCGGUUGGUGCUUCUGCAUGUCUCUCCUCUACUUCAACGUCCUCAGCAUCGACGAUGAGUGUGGGACCUUCGCUUGGAAGCAGUACCACGAGCAUGGGUAGCGGCACAUCAUCCUCGGCCACCCUUCCCAACGAAUCAACCACGACCCAAGCGCCGCUCACGACGAGUCCAGCGUCGAGUACCUCGGCGAGAGCUCGGACGACCACGAGACCAGGAGGAGUCAUCGUUGACGCUAUAACUACAGUGACCAUGGUGAUGCCUGUCACAGAGUACCGAGUACAGAUUGUGGAGAUUUGUGCGGCCACACCAAGUUCAUGUUCUCAAUCGACCGUUACAUCUACUAGUGUCGGUUACAGGACAGAAGUAUCGUGCACACCGAGCGAAUGUUCCGAUAUAGCGACUGGCGUGACGGCUAAUGCUGUAUUUACUGGGACAUGCGUCAUUCCUUAG
Molecule: messenger RNA, 1191 nt
Organism: Exophiala xenobiotica
Lineage: Eukaryota; Fungi; Ascomycota; Eurotiomycetes; Chaetothyriales; Herpotrichiellaceae
Exons: 3
Coding region: 1-1191 (396 amino acids)
Source: RefSeq, a predicted model, not a curated record